This is a messenger RNA of Nematolebias whitei (Rio pearlfish), 1093 nucleotides long. Its product is annotated as kazal-type serine protease inhibitor domain-containing protein 1-like. The record is from RefSeq and is a predicted model, not a curated record. Gene Ontology annotation, molecular function: insulin-like growth factor binding. Gene Ontology annotation, biological process: regulation of cell growth; regulation of signal transduction. Lineage: Eukaryota; Metazoa; Chordata; Actinopteri; Cyprinodontiformes; Rivulidae. Gene Ontology annotation, cellular component: extracellular region.
AUGUGUUUAACAUCUGUUGCUGGAACAUCCAGCUGUUGUCAGGUUCUGGUUCUCCUGGUUCUGAACCUGCUCACCUGCCGGGCCGUUCCGAACCGGUUCUUGGGAGGCGGUGGGAACGGAACCGGUCCCGGCGGGGCUCCAGGUUGCGGUCCGUGCGAACCGGACCUGUGUCCGGAGCCCCGCGGCUGCCGGGCCGGGCUGGUUCCGGACCCCUGCGGCUGCUGUGAGGAAUGCGGGAACCUGGAGGGCCAGGCGUGCGACCCGGGGGCCCGGAACGUGCGCUACGGUCUGUGCGGGGCCGGGCUGCGGUGCCAGGCGGACCCGGGUCCCGCAGGAGGAGAGGACGAAGAGGAGGAGGUGUGCGUGUGUGAGGAGCAGGAGCCGCUCUGUGGUACCGACGGAACCACCUACAUGAACAUGUGCCGGUUCAGGGAGGCCGCCUUCUCCGAACCGGAGCUCCGGACCAGAGGGCCGGGCCCCUGCAGGACAGCCCCCGUCAUUAAGGUGCCCCCUCAGAACCAGGUGAAUGGGUCAGGCUGCAGUCUGGUGUUUCUUUGUGAGGUCUUUGCAUUUCCAAUGGCUCUGGUCGAGUGGAGGAGGGAGGGACGAGACAUUGUCUUACCUGGAGACGACCCUCACAUCUCUGUCCAGUCAAGGGGCGGUCCGUUGAAAUUUGAGCUCUCCAGUUGGCUGCAGAUUGAGGGGGCGGAGCUAAAUGACUCAGGAACCUAUCACUGCACAGCUCGCAACAACCUGGGAUCAGUUUCUGCCUCUGCUGUCCUGGAAGUCCUGGGAGCAGAGGAGCUGUCGUCCUACCUGGCCAACAGUGUGUCUGAGAUGAAACAGCUUAUGGACGACUACGAUCUGGACCUGUACUGAUUCACCCGUGAUGUCACUUCCUUUGUGUCCAGCAGCGGUCACAGGCUUUUAUUUUGGCGAGACAUAAGGACAGAGCAGAGGACGUUCUAAUCAAAGUGUGUGUUACUUCAGGACGUCACAGAGGCUCAGCGGGCGGGCGUCUCCUGGAGGCUGCAGGUUUGAGUCUGCUCCUCUGAAAGACAAAACAACAACAAGCGUAUGUUUAAAGUGUUAG